ACCUCCAGACCCAGCAGGAAGUGAAGAUGAGGAUGACCGGGAUGGCGGCCCAUGUCGUUCGGCAUGAUGGGAUCCUGGCACUCUACAACGGCCUGAGUGCCUCCCUCUUCCGCCAGCUGACGUAUUCCCUGACUCGAUUCGCCAUUUAUGAGACGGUGAGGGACCGGCUGAGUGGAGGGAAGGCACAGCCUCUUCCAUUUUACCAGAAAGUUCUACUCGGAGCGUUUGGAGGUUUCACUGGGGGCUUUGUUGGCACACCAGCCGAUAUGGUCAACGUCAGGAUGCAGAAUGAUGUGAAACUCCCGGCAGCGCUCCGGAGAAACUACAAACAUGCAGUGGAUGGGCUUUACCGAGUCCUACAGGAAGAAGGCAUUCGGAAGCUGUUCUCUGGAGCAACCAUGGCAUCGUCUCGUGGAGCCUUGGUUACAAUCGGGCAGCUCGCCUGUUAUGAUCAAGCAAAACAACUGGUCCUCAACACUGGCUUCCUGUCAGACAACAUUGUCGCCCACUUCAUCUCCAGUUUUAUCGCUGGUGGCUGUGCCACAUUUCUAUGCCAACCACUGGACGUUCUAAAGACCAGACUAAUGAACUCGAAAGGGGAAUAUCGGGGUCUCUGGCACUGUAUCAUUGAGACAGCUCGAUUGGGCCCACUCGGCUUUUACAAGGGUUUAGUUCCAGCUGGAAUCCGGUUGGUCCCUCAUACAGUCCUGACUUUCGUCUUCCUGGAACAGUUGAGGAAUCGCUUUGGAUUUCUGGUACAGACGUGACCAACUGAUCACCAUACCAAUCCCUCAUCGACCAACUUGGCUCUUGACUGACCAACCUUUCACUGGAAUCUAUUAAAUCUCAUCAAUCUUCCCACUCCCCAGGUCCCACGCCCACUACCUGGAAACACGGGGCCUAGUGAGUGUAUUAUUGAACACGUUGUCGUUACUAACCAUCAUGUGUCAGGAUUCACUGUCCUGUCGAGGGUGGGCACAGACCCCCCUGAAAACUGGCAAGAAACCUUGAAUCGUUAAUCUCCCACUGUAGAAAGUCUGUGAGUGCCUUAAGUAUAAAGAGGUCCACUCUUCUGAGUGAACCCCUCCCAUUCCUUGUUAGAAAAUCUCACUUCUUGGUGAUUAUUAGUUUUUAUUGGCUGUGUUCACGUUGGUUAUCUGGGUGAUGCCACAGAGGGGUGUCAUUGAUGGAGGUUCUGGAAUGAUCUGCACCCAUUGCCACGCCAACCCCAUUGAGCUGGAUAGCAGUGGGCAUAUCAAUAGCCCUCCUGGCAGGGGGUGUGGUGGGGUGCUCACUCGCUCAUGCUGCCUCCCACAGUCAACCUACCAUGGCGUGUCAGAGGUUUGCUCUGCCUGUGUCAGAUCUGGGAGCUCCAGGACUGAAUCAGAGUUAACAUUUCAAGUACGGUUCUACACCGUGCCCGUUCUGACAAACUCUCCCAUGGGACCUGAAACGUUAGCUGUUUCUCUCUCCGUCAAUGCUGGCAGACCCGGCGAGUUUCUCCAGCAAUUUGUGGUUGACAUUUAAUUGCCCCAACCCUCCGCAAUAAACCGUUCAGCACGACACAGUGACCAAGGGCAAUUGGGGAUAGGUACAGCUGCUCAUGUUACCCACAUCCUGCGACAAAAUUAAAAAGCAACCCAUCAAAAGCCUUCCUCGUUUUGAACAUUCAAAUUAAAUCUCAUGACCCCCCCCCUCCCCAUUUUUUUUGUCCAAUCUCACUAUAGAACUGAAUGCUGCUCUUCCAGAUAACCUAAUAACGUGUUGAGUGAUUAGAAAUUGAAGAGUCAAACGAGGUUGUGUGUUCCAGUUGGGGGAGUGAGAUUUGAACCCAAAACCUUCAGACCCUGAGGCAAAGACAAGUGUUAAAAUACCGUAAGCUGCUGGACUAUUGCAGCAAUUUGAACAGAACUCGAGGGACUAGGAGGUCCCUCCAAUCAGGCUGCUUGUGAAGGAGAGUGAUUUUAAUCGUAGCUUUUUGGAAAUUAAUGUAAGGCCAUCGCCUUUUAUCGAUAUGUAUUAGCACAUAACCGAGUGGAUCAAAGUUGAAUCACAGAGUUGGAGAUGUUGCAUUCCUAAUUUAUAACUAGAUUGAAGGAAAGGCCGGGGCACAAUAUCAGUGUAAGUUACAAUGACAUUUAACUAUAAAAUCACAGCUCAAAUCGAAA
Molecule: messenger RNA, 2168 nt
Organism: Rhincodon typus (whale shark)
Lineage: Eukaryota; Metazoa; Chordata; Chondrichthyes; Orectolobiformes; Rhincodontidae
Gene: slc25a10b
Product: solute carrier family 25 member 10b
Exons: 10
Coding region: 27-767 (246 amino acids)
Biological process (GO): mitochondrial transport; thiosulfate transport; oxaloacetate transport
Cellular component (GO): mitochondrial membrane
Molecular function (GO): sulfate transmembrane transporter activity; antiporter activity; succinate transmembrane transporter activity
Source: RefSeq, a predicted model, not a curated record